AUGACAGAUGGUUCGCGACAAUCAGCUGUGAGCACUGAGUCGUCUCAACCUGAGGAACCCAAUUUGGCGACUGCAGAUCGGACAAAAGGCGCUACACCAUCGCCUGAAGAUGAAUAUCUGCUUGAUCCUGCCUGGGAUCUCCAGGCUGCCCCCACUACGAGAGAGUACAAUUGGACUCUCACGGAGACGGAACUGAAUCCAGAUGGCGUAUGGAGACCGAUGCUGCUCAUCAACAACCAGUUUCCCGGUCCUCUGAUAGAAGUCAACGAGUACGACACAAUUCGGGUCACCGUCAACAACCUAAUGAGCAACUCGACAUCUAUACAUUGGCACGGGAUCUAUCAGAACGGCACAAACUCUAUGGACGGGACCGUUGGUGUCACGCAGUGUCCAAUUGCCCCAAAUCACAGCUUCACCUAUGAAUUUGUGGUGAAAGGGCAGAGUGGUAGUUACUGGUACCAUGCGCACCAAGGUCUUCAGACUUCGGAUGGCCUGGUGGGUCCAUUGAUAAUCCACUCAAGAGACGAGCGGAAACUGCAGCAAAUUCAAUACGCCAGCGACCGCGUCAUCACGCUAUCAGACCAUUAUCACGAUUUGUCUGGAGCACUCGCUAGGAAAUAUCUCGCCCCAGAUAUGGAGAAUGCAGAGCCCGUGCCGGAUGGAGCUCUCAUGAAUGGUCGUGCUAUCCGUAAUUGCGACAACCUGCCUCAUCGGAGAUGCGACAACACCACAAGCAAUGUCGGCCUACCCACCUUCGACCUCGAGCCGAAAAGACAUCACAGAUUGCGCAUAAUAAACGUUGGUGCUUUUGCCGAGUUUCAAUUCCAAAUCGACGAGCAUGAGCUGGCAGUCACAGAAGUUGAUGGUACUGACGUCCGACCAAUCAGCUAUCAUCGCCUCAAUAUCAACCCAGCUCAGCGCUAUAGUGUGAUUGUUCACACCAAAAGCAGGGAAAAAACCAACUUCAGAGUGAGAGCUCGGAUGAUUACUCACUGUUUUGCUGAAAAGAACCCAUAUAUGGUAGCAACGGUUGAAGGCGUUUUGCGUCAUAGCAGCAUCCCUAAUCACGAGUUGGCCACUGAACUUCCGGAGACUAUUGAUUGGGACGAGGCUAUCGGCCUUGAGUGCAAGGAUUUGAACACCACAGAGUUGGCGCCUGUGCCAGUCAUUGCAGCACCCGCAAAGCCAGAUUCACUUGUCUACCUACGUUCCAAUUUCGAGAUCGGCGCCUACAGGCUCUCUAGAGGCAAGUUCAAUACGAGUAGCUGGCACGCGGAUGUUCAAAAUCCUACAUUGUUCCGAGCUAUCGAUGGUUUGCAGGCAAGCAACACGUCCUUCGAUGAAGCGCAAAGCGACAGGUCAGUGUUCGUCAACGACCGGGCGUUCUAUCAGCCCACGGAGCUCGUUGUUCAGUCCUCAGGCAUUAAGACCAUCGACAUCUUGAUCUCCAACUUUGAUGAUGGUAAUCACCCGUACCACCUUCAUGGAUACAAGUUCUGGGUACUUGCUCAAGGCCACGGAUACCCUCCAAGAAAGUCACUUGAUGGUCCUAUGGAUCUGGACAAUCUCUCGCCGCUAUAUGAUUCGCUUGACUUAUCGAAUCCUCUGCGUCGUGAUACGGCUAGUAUUGAAGCGUUCGGCUGGGCCCUGAUUCGCUUCGUGGCCGACAGUGCAGGUGCUUGGGCCUUCCAUUGUCACACAUGGCAUACGGAAGCUGGUCUUCUAAUGCAGUUCCUCACGCGCACUGAUCUCCUGGUUGAUAGCGAGAUUUCAGAGGCUCAUCGGGGACUCUGCAUGGCAGAUAGACUUGAUCUGGAAAGAGGCAUGGGCCCAAAGGAUGAAAUAUAUUACGAUGAAGCAUGA
Aureobasidium pullulans EXF-150 is the source of this 1863-nucleotide messenger RNA. Its product is annotated as putative multicopper oxidase, type 1. The coding region runs from base 1 to 1863 and encodes 620 amino acids. The transcript has a single exon. The record is from RefSeq and is a predicted model, not a curated record. NCBI's taxonomy places the organism in Eukaryota, Fungi, Ascomycota, Dothideomycetes, Dothideales, Saccotheciaceae. Gene Ontology annotation, molecular function: copper ion binding; oxidoreductase activity.